Raphanus sativus (radish) is the source of this 633-nucleotide messenger RNA. Its product is annotated as 60S ribosomal protein L22-2. Gene Ontology annotation, molecular function: structural constituent of ribosome; RNA binding. The coding region runs from base 91 to 465 and encodes 124 amino acids. The transcript is spliced from 3 exons. The record is from RefSeq and is a predicted model, not a curated record. Gene Ontology annotation, cellular component: ribosome. Lineage: Eukaryota; Viridiplantae; Streptophyta; Magnoliopsida; Brassicales; Brassicaceae. Gene Ontology annotation, biological process: cytoplasmic translation.
UUUCGUCUCCCUCGACUAAAAAAAAAAAGAACGCCGCUCGUCUCUUCAGAGAGUGUUCCACUUUCCAGGAUUUGCUCAAGAGAAAAAAAAAUGAGUAGAGGAAGUGCAGCCGUUGCCAAGGGAAAGAAGAAGGGAGUUUCCUUCUCCAUUGAUUGCUCCAAGCCUGUCGAUGACAAGAUCAUGGAGAUUGCUUCCCUCGAGAAGUUCCUUCAGGAGAGGAUCAAAGUCGGUGGCAAAGCCGGUGCACUCGGUGAUUCCGUCACUAUCACCCGUGAGAAGAACAAGAUCACCGUCACUUCCGAUGGUCAAUUCUCCAAGAGGUAUCUCAAGUACUUGACGAAGAAGUACUUGAAGAAGCACAACGUGAGGGAUUGGCUCAGAGUGAUUGCUGCCAACAAGGACCGUAACCUCUACGAGUUGAGGUACUUCAACAUCGCUGAGAACGAGGGAGAGGAAGAAGACUAGAAGAGUUAUUACAUCUGUUUCCGGUUUUUGUUUUGUGUUCGUUGUUGCUCAAUACUAUUUAUCAUCUUCUUUAUCGACACCUUAUUUUAGUUUUGUUGAAUUUACCUCUUGGUUCAGACUAUUGUUUAAGAAAAAUAUUUUGGUAAUGAUUCAAGAAUCUUUUAAUUA